Molecule: messenger RNA, 1608 nt
Organism: Lathyrus sativus (Indian pea)
Lineage: Eukaryota; Viridiplantae; Streptophyta; Magnoliopsida; Fabales; Fabaceae
Source: the annotation of a GenBank genome assembly
AUGGAAAAUUUCCCUCUCUUUCUAAUAUGCUUUUUCACACUCCUCACAUUCCCAAAACCCACACGUGCCACCCUCCCCGGCACGUGGGAGCUUCUAGUUUCAAACGCAGGCAUAGCCUCAAUGCACACAGCAGUAACACGCUUCAACACAGUCAUCCUCCUCGACCGAACCAACGCCGGUCCAUCACGUAAACUCCUCCCAAAAAACCGCUGCCGGUUCGACAAAACCGACGCCGUUAUGAAACGCGAUUGUUACGCCCACUCUAUUCUCUUCGACCCCAAAACAAACCAACUCCGUCCCUUAAAAAUUUUAACCGACACGUGGUGCUCUUCCGGCCAGUUCCUCCCGAACGGAACACUCUUACAAACCGGCGGCGACUUAGACGGGUUUAAAAAGAUCCGAAAGUUUAACCCGUGUGAUCUAAACGGGUCUUGCGAUUGGGAAGAGCUAAACGACGUCGAAUUGAGUGAAGGUCGUUGGUAUGCGACGAAUCAAAUUCUUCCAGAUGGUUCUAUUAUCAUAAUCGGUGGAAGAGGUUCAAACACUGUUGAAUUUUAUCCUAAACGCGAAAACGCUGUCGUUUCUUUUCCUUUUCUCUCUGAAACUGAAGAUACACAAAUGGAUAAUCUAUAUCCUUACGUUCAUCUUCUCCCUAACGGUAAACUGUUCGUGUUUGCGAAUACGAAAUCGGUUAUGUACGAUUUCGCUGAGAAUCGUGUUAUUAAGGUUUACCCGGAGUUAGACGGUGGUCCAAGGAAUUAUCCAUCGGCGGGCUCCUCGGUAAUGUUAGCUUUGGAAGGUGAAUUUUCCGAGGCGGUUGUUGUUGUUUGCGGCGGUGCUCAAUACGGUGCGUUUCUAGAACGGAAUGUAGAUACGCCGGCGCAUGGAAGCUGCGGGCGGAUAAUGGCGACGGGAGAAAACCCGGUUUGGGAAAUGGAGGAUAUGCCGUUUCAGAGAAUAAUGGGUGAUAUGGUAAUUUUACCAAACGGUGACGUUUUGAUUAUAAAUGGUGCUAUGAAAGGGACGCAAGGUUUUGAAUUGGGGUCUGAUCCGUGUUUGAACCCGGUUUUAUAUCGACCCGAUGAACCAGCCGGUUUACGGUUCAUGGUUUUGAAUCCGGGUACUGUGGCAAGAAUGUAUCAUUCAACUGCUAAUUUGUUACCGGAUGGACGGGUUUUACUUGCGGGUAGUAACCCGCACGUGUUUUACCGGUUCGAUGUCGAGUUUCCGACAGAGUUAAAACUCGAAGCGUUUUCGCCUGAGUAUUUGGAUUCGGAUAAAACAAAUAUCCGACCCGAGAUAGUAGAAGUACCCGAAACGGUGUCCUAUGGUUCUAGUUUUGAUGUUGUUGUGAGUGUUGCUUUACCUGUUGUGGGAAUAAUUGAAGUGAAUUUGGGUAGUGCUCCUUUUGCGACGCAUUCUUUUUCUCAGGGUCAACGGUUGGUCAAACUUGGCGUUGGUUCUGCUGUGCCGGACGGUGGUGAUGGGAAGUGGAGGAUACGGUGUACGGCGCCGCCGAGUGGGAUGGUUGCGCCGCCUGGGUAUUAUAUGGUGUUUGCUGUUAAUCAAGGUGUUCCAAGCGUGGCACGUUGGAUACACGUGUCGUAG